GCCUUCCUCUUUAACCCCAGAGAGAACUCUCAGGGCUCAGUUGCCUGAGAGCAACACUGCGAUUCAGAUGAUGGAGAAUCUUCUCAUUCCUCUGAAAAGCCUUAUUGCCACAUGGCUGAGCCCCAGCCCCAAUACCUUUGCGAUGGAUAUGAUCCUCGCCUUUGUGGGUGGAGUGGGGCUCUUCCUUUUGUUACUGCCCUGGCUCCAGGAUGAACCAACCUUACGGCCAUCAUCAUUGAGGAAAACUAGAAAGAUCAGAAAGCAUCCAGUGCUGAUGAGGUGGAAGAGCAGGAGGAAGAGGACAGCUGCUCUUCUAGACUACCAGAUUUACUGGAAGUUGGAUAAAAAGCUAAUUUCCCUUAUGAAAAGAUUGCAGAGGCUGUUACUUGGCCUAGGACGCUCUCAACAGCCUGUAUACCUACACCACUCUGCUGAUGUGUGUACAAGAACAUCUGUCACAGCCCCUCAGCUAGAUGAGGAGAAAGCAGACCCUGCUGCUCUAGCCCUGGUAGAGGCGGCCCCCUCUGCUCUCAUUCUGCACCUUCCUCCUCCGGCCUCCUUUCCAUCACUAGGCCCAUCAGCAACCUCCUCCGAUUUUGUGUGUUCACCCACAUCCCUUACCAACUCUCAAACCUUGGAGCCCCUGCUUCCCCUGGGAAGACAUUCACCCUGGCCACUUGCACGUUCCCUUUCCCUACCAUGUCCCCCAGAUCCUGCCACAACCUCACAACCCUGGUGGGACCCAAAAGAGAAGCAGCUCGGUCCUCAGCAAUUCUCAGGUCCCCAGAUCCUGGGGGUCUACUUUUGGCAGAAAUGGACCCAGCUUUUCUGGGGUCUGCCCUCUCUGCAGAGUGAAUCCGUAACAGCUGCUGCCAGGAUCUCUCAGAGCCCUCCCACUCCACACCUUCCCACCUUCUUAUUCAACAGAACCUCACCUGUUUGCCCAGUUCACACGCAGGAUCCAAUGUCCCUGCUGCUUUCCCUGGGCCAGGAUCCAUCCUGUCUGGAGCCCCGAUCCCCACCCCAAUCCCAGCCCCCAGCUCUGGGUCAGGCCCAGACUUGGACCCACCCCCAAUCCUCCUCCCCCGUCCUGUUAGCACCUUCUCUGCCCCUCAGUAGGGGCUGUGGAGCAUCCCGUUCUACAUCCCAUAGCCCACAGUCACUCAUCGCAGAUGAAAUGCAACCCUCAGGAAGGCCCUUGUCGAAGAAACACCUAGAACACGGGCGGACUGUUCCCUCAGCAGUCCGAAGCCCUCAGGAGGGUUACUGUCCCUCCACUCCCAACCUUUGCCAAGGCAAGGGUGCUGCUACCACUCUUCAUGAGAGUUUUUCAAUCAGCUCUGAGGACUGGGAAAAACUAGAGCAACACAUUCGAAAGUGGCACAUUCAUCACCAGUGGAACCCGCCCUGCAGGAUCCAGGAGUCUCCAGAACUCACACAGCCUCAGUGUGACUUAGCUCAUUCACCUCAGGUAAAGGACAAACCUGGGCUCUCACAGUCAUCCGUGUCUACAGAUGAAUGCAGCAAGGAUGUGCAGAAGAUGAAGUUCCAGCUAGUGAGGGACUCAGGCAAGAAUUUGGGGCAUAUUCUAUGCAAGGUACCCAAAGAUCUCUCCAGAGACCUAGGAAGCUCCCCAGUGAAGGUUCUGGAGACAAUCUCUGAGGAGUCAGAGAGAAACCUGAUGUGGCCCAUGGACAGUGACACAAGAAAUGACUCAUCCGGAAGCAGAGAUAAGACAUCUCUAGUAGGCAUGCUGAAAGCACAUUUGGAUGUGAAGAUGGGGCAGAUCCACGAGGGGCUGAUCCCUCUGAGAGUGCGCCGGUCCUGGCUCGCUGUCAAUGCUGUCAUUUCCACAUCUCACACCCACAAGGAAACCAGAAAUCCAGCAUCCUCCAGGGGUCAGGAAACCUGUGUGAGCACCAUCCAGUUUUUCUCCAAUCCACACACUCAGCAGGACCUGGAGAUGCAGAAUACAAGGUGUAGGGUGAGGCACAGGUGGGGCCUCCCCCUCAAGCUCCUCAAGGUGGUAAAUGCCUUUAAGUCUACGAAGGCUGCGCCCUCACCCUUUCCACAGUGUGCCCAUCCCUCCUCCUCUGGGCGUGUGUCCUGGGCCGACUUGACAGCGGAGGAUGAGGCCAAAUUCCUGGGAAAACCACCUCAGGGAUGUCCGGGAGAGGAGGCGACAGUCAGGCAGUCUGUCUGCGCACUGGGCAGUCUCCUUGUCUCCUCUAUUUCAUGGAAGGAGACUGAGAGGGCCCUAGCAGGGAUCCCUCUUGGUGAUGGCUUGGGGUCCUCAGAGGCCCCCCUCACUAGACAGGACAGUGCGAGGCCUUCACAGCAACUCACAUCCAGCCUCAUGGACAGAACCCAUGAGAGCAGGACCACCCAAAGGGUUGGCAGAGGCAGCCCAGAAGUCCCCUUGCUUCCUGGAAUAUGUGUCACCCAAGAGGCAGGAGAGCCAAGCCUUUGGGCAGACACUGGAUACAAGUUUCAGCACGGAGUGGAGGUCACAUCAGUGAGCCAUUGUCAAGCCUGUGUCUCAGGUGCCAACCUUCCAGACUGUCCCACUGACUCUCUCUGUGCUUCACACUGUUUGCCGUCUCCAGAGUCCCAGUGCCAUCACAACAGCAUGCCUCUAGGGGACAUGCUAGCUUCACAGCUGUUAGGUGACCUAAUGGCAGACAGAGGGAGCAACCUGGGGCAGCAGAAGCCCCAGAUCCCGAAACAUCAGCACUCACUGACGAGCCAAAGCAAGACGUCUGUCCCUGCUGACAAGCAUGAGGUUGGGAGGAGCCCCAGCUCAGGAAAACAUGAAGACAAGUUGGGAGACUUGGGGACCUGUGAGCCCAGCCAGGAUGGGGGAAUAGAAGACACCUCAGAGAGUAAAUGCCUUCAGCUCCCACAAAAGAAACCAGUCCCCUCAGAAGGCUAUAGAAGCACGAACAAAUUACCAUGGUGCAUUUUACCUAAGAAAGAAAUUAAAGGGCAGGAAGACACCCAGAAAAAUGGCAAGCCUGCACCCGCCAAGGCCCAGAGUCAGAGACCAGCCAAAAACAGACCUCGCGUGGACCACAACACUGAUGAGGCUGAGCAGCUCAAGACAGCAGUUGCACAGAGGCUAGAAGCCAAAAUGAUGCUUCAGCAUGAACUUUGUGCCUUGAAGUUCAAUCAGCACAAAGAGGAAGAAGGUCACACCCCAGUCUCCCAGGUUUCCUGCUCCUCAGAGCACGGGAGAAAGCCAAGACAUGCAGCCACCCCCAAGUGCCACAGCUGUCCUACCAGGGAGAGGCACCUCUGUGGCCAAGAGUCCUUGAAAACUAGACAGCUCAACAGUGAGCAGCAGGGCCAGGGGGAUGCCCACCCCUCCUUCCCCAUCAAGGCUGUGUCCCCAGACAGCCCCUCCCAGUGUGGCCCAACAGUGUCCAGGGCACCAGGCCAACGACAUUACUGUCCAAGGCAUGGUUUUCAGAGAGGUGUCUUGACUGGACAACAGGGAAAUUUCUCUCCAGGCUGUCUUAGUAAGAAAACAUAUGUCCAAGAAAAAAAUAAUCUAUAUAGAGGAAAAUGAUUUUUCUCAUGUUAUGCA
Heterocephalus glaber (naked mole-rat) is the source of this 3586-nucleotide messenger RNA. Its product is annotated as spermatogenesis-associated protein 31A6-like. NCBI's taxonomy places the organism in Eukaryota, Metazoa, Chordata, Mammalia, Rodentia, Bathyergidae. The record is from RefSeq and is a predicted model, not a curated record.